AGUAAUAUUACCUGAGGCAGAAAAAAAUGUUAUAUACCUGUAAAUACCAAGAUAUGAUACGUUAAAACGUAUAGAACUGUGGAUACUAUUCUAAGAAUGUAGGGAUAAUCAGAAGAAAUGAGUGAUUUGAUCUUAUACCAGCUUAUAUUUUCCGUUCUUUUGAUCUGGUCUCCGUGUCGUUGUUUACCAGACAGAGAGAAAGAUAUAGAAAGUCCAGGUCAUGUAGUACUUCAACCACCCGGUAAUUUAUCUACAGUGUAUGUAGGAGAUGGGGACAUAUAUUUCUAUUGGAGCCCUCCCCAAAAUUACCCAACUCAUAAGCCAGUAAACCUUUCUGGGUCUGACGAGUACAAGAUCAGCUCUACAGAUAAUGUACAUUUUUCUGACUCAGGAACCUGGCUUGAAAAACAGAGUAUAGCAGAGAAAGACAUGAACUGGGCAUUUAAAUUCUUCUCUCUCUCAGGUUUCAGUUCUGAAAAUUUAGAUGCCCAGAAUUCCCCCGACCUAGCUCCUCAAAUGAAUAAGACUUUAGAGGAACAUAUUAUUCAAGAAAAUUUAACUCCAGAGCAGUUGGCUAAAAUUUCAAAACACUACAAGAGCAAAAAUGUAUCUGAAUUACCUGAAUGGUUUAAGAAAAAAACAGUUCCAAGGGAACAUGCAGGGAUUCUCUUGUACACCAUUAUCUGGCAAGAAAUGGAAAAUGGUGAGACUCUUGGUGAAGUUUGGAAUGACACUGUGGAACCAUCUAAAUUAGACUACCACAUCAAGGGCCUAAAAGCCCAGACAAACUAUAGCAUAUGUGUAGAGGUCAUGUACUACUCUUUUACAACACUCCGCAGUGAAUAUUUGGAGAUUGAGACAAACAGAAACUUCUCAUUGAUACCCCCUGGAGACCAUAAAGAUGACUGUCACUGCGACAAGAUGGGUACAGUAAAUGAUGAUCCUGAUCAUCCAGGUUGCAGAACUCAUUUCUUUGGGUCAAUGAGUCUGAAGCUGUGCCAGUGUCAGGAGGGGUACUCCGGCAUGUACUGUCACAUCUGUCGCCCUGGGUACUACAGAUUAGGACCAAAUAUGCCUUGUAACAAAUGUCCAUGUGAUAUCAAGAAAUCAAAUGGCUAUUGUCAUUUUCGGGAGGGCUACCUGUUUUGUGAUACCUGUAACGAGGCCUAUGGAGGGAAUCUGUGCCAGACCUGUGCCAAGGGCUACUACAGACCAGGGGGUAGUUCUUAUUGUACCAGGUGCAACUGUCACGGAAACACAGAUUUCUGUCAAGACAUCACAGGAGAAUGCAUUGGAUGUGGGCACAACACAGCAGGGUUUAACUGCAAUCGAUGUGCACAUGGAUAUGUGAAUAUUAGGAAGACUGGCCAUCUCACCAGUUGUGUACAUGCAGAUACUGCCAAGCAAAUGCAAGAGAAGAACAAGCCUUCGGUGGGUUCAGGGGCCAUAGCAGGGAUCUGUGUGACUGUUAUCGUGGUGAUUGGUCUCAUCAUUGGCGUGGUUAUCUACAAGCGGUACUGGAGGUACCCCACAGCCCGGCCAUUCUGGACCGUGGAACUCAAGGACGACCAUGAGGGCAUUUGCUUCAGCAGCGUGCCUGAGGAUGAACUGGUGGCCAUUACAGCUAGAGAGGAAGAGGAAGAGAGAAAGCGCAGAAAAUCAGGCUCCCAGCCAUACACAAAGCUCAGAGAAAACAUUUGAUUCUUACACAUUCCACAGGUUAUAGCCUGAAUACUUAUUAUUUGAUACACGUUGAUAUCGUAAAAGUUACAGCAACGUAAUGAGAAUUCUCUUAAGUGCCACGGCAAAGCAAAAAGGCUUUUUCAUUUGCAAAGAGAAAAAAAUUGUUACAUUUAGUAGCUCUAUAGAACUAGUAGUAUCUAUCUUCAAUUAUUAUAAUGGAAUGCUAUGCAUUAUUGCUAUGAUUUUAUUUGCCUGGUCCUUGUGGGUAUUCUUGAAGGAUCUGAGUUUCUUGUUUUUAUUAGUAGUUUUUGUAGAUUAAGCUACUGCUUAUGAUGCCAGAUUCAAGUGUCACUGUUUUAGGUAAAAGUAAAUUUGAUUUGAAUGUAUGUAAUUGGCCUUUUUUUGUUCUGUUUUAUUGGUAUAACAGGGUAUAGAUGUUGCCUUUUCCAGUUUCCUUCUACAUGUAUAUGUGAAAACACAGAACUGACACAAAUGUUUAUAUAGUUGUUGUUGAACUGUGAGAAACAAGUAGCCAUUGUAAUUUUACACACAGUUGUCUGUACAUGUAAGUCAUAUACUGAAGCUUGGUUUAGGUACAUUGGCAUUUUGUUCAGGUAUUUAAGAAAUUUUGAUAUUAAUUUGAAAAUAGAUUGAAAAGGCUAUUAUACACUGUGAUAGAUUGUUCACAUUUUAACACAUGCAUGAUUCCAUUACAUGUAUAUGCAAAAUAUGAGAAAAGAUAUAAAUAUUGUAUCAAAUGUAUAAUUGACUACUAGAAAUUACCAAUAGAUUAAAUUUUAUUUUAUACAGCCUCUAUUUGGUGAAAAAAUUUUUUUAGUCAAAAUGAAUGUUAGUGAUUUGUAAUUUAAAUAUCUAGUCAAGUUCAAAUUUGUCUCAGUUAUACCCAAUUUUUCACUUUUAAAAGUCACUGUAAUUUUGCCUUUUAUCAUUUACUGUCAGUUGUUUUGUUAUUUGUACAUGUAUUUGAAAAUCAAAACUUCUCUCUAGCUUAUUUGACUAAAAUCAAAAAUCUAAAUCAAUGUUCAUCCUAUAAGGCCGGUUGAAUAAUUCUUUACAAUAAAUUUGUAUGGAUAUAAUAUAAAUAGAUAAAAUAUAAGCAGAAAAAAGAGUCAGCUAGUACUUUUCUUUUCUCCAUGGUAGGAGAUACAGUAAAACCUGGUUACAGUGAACAAGCUUAAAAUGAAUUGAUGCUUACAGUGAAGCAAUUUUCAUUCCUUGUGACUUUAUUACAUGUUGUAAACUUGACGGAUAUAACGAAUUACGCUUACAAAAAAGCAAAAUGGCCCGUCCCAGGCACUUCGUAAUAACCGUGUUUUACAGUAUAGAGAACUUUCCUCUCUUAUGUAGUGUACAUUUCACACCCUGAUGUAGCUACCGGUAUAUGUGCCUUGCAAAUGUCAUGCAUGUAUUGCCUUUUUUAAUUUUUUGUUUUAUAAUUGAUUAUAUUAUGCUAGUAGUUGUAACAGACUCCAGUUAUUCUGCAGGGAUCAAUCUUGUGCUUCAUCACUGUCAUCUUUUGAUUAAGGGACCAAUGAUAUAAUUGAUGAUCAUUUAUAGUGAUUGCAUUUUAUACAUGUAAUUAUGUAAUUUUUUUUACAAUCUUUAUUAGUUUUCAAUUGUUAAUUUUUUCACUUUGAAUUUGUAGAUAUGUUGUUGUUUUGAAGCAAACAUAUUUACAAUCUAGCUAAAGUUUUGAUGUUGGAUUCUGUCAUAUUAUUUGCUACAGUUGUUCUGAUUUGUCAUUUCAUAUUAAUCAGAUAGCCAUAUUUUCUUAUCAUUUCGAUUCUUCUUGUAAAUAUUACACCAGAAACAAGUAAUGAAAAAUAUUGAAAAAUAUGAUAUUGAUGAAAUGUAAAUCAGGUGUUAAUAUAUGAGAGUCAUUUCUUGGACAUCAUUGAUUAGAUUUUUCUUUUACCCAUAUGAACUAUUGAUAAAUAUUUCUUGCCAAUGAUAAUUUUAAAAAAAAAAACCCAGACAAAUAAGCAUGGUUGGUGCCAUAUACGUUGUUGAAUCUUAGGUUUUUAUUGGUUUGUUUAGAUUUAUUACACAAUUUAAGUCUAAAUCCUGGGGUUUUUUUUCAGUUUUUUUAUCAGAUUCCAGGAUCACGAAGCAAUCUUUGACUUAAGUCAAAAAUUGUACACUGUCUUAAUGUCUCUUGAUUGAAAACAAAAUUGAAAUGCGAUUGAAAGUGCAUUGAAAUAACAUUGUUAAUUACAAAUUUCAAUUGUCAUAUUAUGACAAACAAUCAUUCUAUGACUGACUAAAAUUUUGACUAAAAUCUGAAAUUGUGUUUCAAGAUCCUGAGGCCCAGAUGUCAUGUGUGCUAAGCUGUUGUUGGUCAUAUAUUUACCUGUACAUGUACCAAGUAGUUGUUGUUUAUUUUUACUGUUAAACUUAGUCAAUGUCAUUGCAACAGCUUUGCAAUUUUAUACAUUUAUAAUUUUUUUUAAUUAACCUGAUAUGUAUUAUUUACAUUAUUUAGAACAUAUCAUUAUAUUUAAGGUAAGGGGAAAAGAAAUGUAAUCAUCACAUGUAUUACAUUGUACAUCAAGGCCUUCAAAUGUAAUGUAAUUUUUGCACUUUUUUCAUCAAAUGAAUGUUCUAAUUUUUAUCAAUUGGAGAUUUUAACUUUAAAAUGAAAUGUUACUAAUUGUUCAAUUUGUUUGAAUAUGAAGCAGCCUUUGCAAUAUUUUAUCUUCCAUUAGCUCCCAUGUGUUCUUCUGUAAAUAAAUGUUUAAGGAAAUCCAGGUUUACAUUUUAAUUUUAUGCACAUUCUUUUAUUAAUUGAGCAAAUGGGUACUGCUUAGUGAUAAGUCCAUUUAUUAUAAUAAAGUUCAAAGUUUGUUGAAGCCAACUGAUGCUAAAAAUAGUGUUCAGGUCUAAGGGAAGAUAAUCACUGCUUACUUAAAAAUGUCUUACAUUUGAAACCAUUUUGUACAGUAUAUGGCUUAAUUAAAUGUUACACAAAUUUG
Magallana angulata is the source of this 4676-nucleotide messenger RNA. Its product is annotated as multiple epidermal growth factor-like domains protein 9. The transcript has 7 exons. Lineage: Eukaryota; Metazoa; Mollusca; Bivalvia; Ostreida; Ostreidae. Gene Ontology annotation, molecular function: protein binding. The record is from RefSeq and is a predicted model, not a curated record. Bases 118 to 1701 code for a protein of 527 amino acids.